Molecule: messenger RNA, 921 nt
Organism: Trichomonas vaginalis G3
Lineage: Eukaryota; Parabasalia; Trichomonadida; Trichomonadidae
Product: protein serine/threonine kinase protein
Exons: 1
Coding region: 1-921 (306 amino acids)
Biological process (GO): protein phosphorylation
Molecular function (GO): ATP binding; protein kinase activity
Source: RefSeq, a predicted model, not a curated record
AUGAACUUAGCUGAAUUAGAGUUCUUCAAGUCACAGGGAAUAGAAUACCAGAGCACAAUUGCGCAAGGAGGCUUUGGGGUUGUAUUUUAUGUUUACUCGACCCAUUAUCACUCAUUUUUUGCCCUAAAGAAAAUCCCAGAUGUUUCAUUUAAUGAAAGUGAAAUUGAAUGCAUCAAACAGAUAGAUGAUCCGCAUAUUGUUAGCCUCUAUCAAUAUUAUAAGUUUGAUAAUUCAAUUUAUCUAUUAAUGGAGUAUUGUCCAUCAGAUCUCGAGAAAUACCUGAAAUCUAAUAGACAUAUUUCAGAAAUACAGCUACAAAAAUAUAUAUAUGAUGCAGUUAAGGCUAUACAUCAGUGCCAUGCUAAAGGAAUUGCUCAUUGUGACAUUAAACCUUCUAACUUCAUGUUUGAUAAGUAUGGAAGACUAAAAAUUGGUGAUUUUGGCCUCUCCACUUCCAUGUCAGAGCUGGUUCAUUCAAAUAGAGGAACACCAGUUUUCAUGGCUCCAGAAACAUUCAUGAAGAAUCAAUAUUGUCCAAUCAAAGCUGAUAUUUGGUCCUUAGGUGUCAUAAUUUAUUAUAUGGCAACUCUCCAGUUUCCGUUUUUUGGAGAAACACGUUCUGCUUUAAUCCAAAAUAUUAUACGCACAAGAUACAAUGAUGACAGUGUUGAGGAUGGACGAUUAAGGGAAGUUAUAUCAAGUUGUUUAGACCCAAAUCCUGAUAAUCGCCUAAGCACAGAAGAUAUAUUAAAAAUGCCAUAUUUUGUGUGCCAGAAUCAAGAAUCUUGCCUUCCCCUUCUUAGAAAAGGUGGUAUCUCAAAAAGCUGUGAUAGAUUAAUUAAGCCAUCUCCAAGUUUCCGCUCUUCAUUACUUCAUCGAAUUCCAUUUUGCUCAAGACUGUGUCAAAACGUUAUUGUUUGA